This is a messenger RNA of Sinocyclocheilus anshuiensis, 2664 nucleotides long. RefSeq names its product ectonucleotide pyrophosphatase/phosphodiesterase family member 2-like. NCBI's taxonomy places the organism in Eukaryota, Metazoa, Chordata, Actinopteri, Cypriniformes, Cyprinidae. Gene Ontology annotation, biological process: immune response; phosphatidylcholine catabolic process. Bases 88 to 2121 code for a protein of 677 amino acids. Gene Ontology annotation, molecular function: scavenger receptor activity; zinc ion binding; calcium ion binding. The record is from RefSeq and is a predicted model, not a curated record. The transcript has 20 exons.
GCUCUACAGGCAGUCCUUUUGACCUCAGGGCUUGGUUUUUGCUCUGAUACGCAUUUUCAGCUGCCUUUCCCAAUCAUACCCAUUCAAAUGAAUUUGCCACAGGUUAACGCCGCUCAAAGUGUAGUAACAUCUACAAGCGAUAUGAAUGUCUCAGAAAAAGGUACCUGUCAUGACUGGCGUUUACGAUGUGAUGCAGUGAAUCUGUAUCACACUCUGUUUGGGCUGACCCAACCCUCCUGUCUUCCGCUGCCUGAGUUGGGUCUUGUGCUUAACCUAAAGGAGAAGAAAGCAGUUCUCAACCCCACCAUCAAAUCUGAGCAGGGCCCUGGAGGCCCAGAGGUGACCACGGACAUGGCCUUUACCAGCACUUUAUUCUCCGUUAUAUAUCUUCUCUCGCGGUGCUCUGUGUGUGAGGCUUAUGUGGUCAGGCGGUGCGGCAAGGCAGAAUCAUCGGAGUCUUUCUCAGGAUUUCUCUCUGACCACCCUUUUAACAGCCUGUCAGGUUCCUGCAAAAACAGGUGCUUUGAACUAGUGGAAAGUGAACCCCCAAACUGUCGCUGUGACAACCUGUGUAAAACAUACAAUACUUGUUGCUCAGACUUUGAUGAGCACUGCCUGAAAACAGUGGGGGGCUUUGAGUGCAGUAAAGAGCGCUGUGGUGAAACUCGUAAUGAACAGCAUGCCUGUCACUGCUCAGAGGACUGCAUGGCCAAAGGAGACUGCUGUACCAACUACAAGUCUCUCUGCAAAGGUGAUGUUCCCUGGUUGCAGGAAGAGUGUGAAGAGAUUAAAAACCACGAGUGUCCAGCCGGGUUUGUUCGGCCGCCUGUCAUCAUGCUGUCUGUUGAUGGCUUUCGUGCAUCUUACAUGAAAAGAGGAAGCAUGGUGAUCCCCAAUAUCGAGAAACUCAGAUCAUGUGGAACACAUGCACCAUACAUGAGACCUGUGUACCCCACCAAAACCUACCCAAAUUUGUAUACAAUUACAACAGGGCUUUAUCCUGAGUCGCAUGGAAUUGUGGGUAACUCCAUGCAUGAUCCUGGUUUUGGUGCCAACUUUAACAUUCGAGGGAAAGAAAAGCUCAACCAUCAAUGGUGGGGAGGACAACCUAUCUGGAUAACAGCAGUGAAACAAGGAAUAAAGGCUGGUACAUUUUUCUGGCCAGUUGUCAUUCCAUUGGAAAGGAGAGUUCUGACCAUGUUGCAGUGGCUUCACCUUCCGGAUGCGGAGAGGCCAUAUGUUUAUGCAAUGCAUUCUGAACAGCUGGAUUCCUAUGGCCACAAACUAGGACCCCACAGCACUGAGCUUGACAGUGCACUGAAGGACAUUGAUAAGGUGAUUGGACAGCUAAUGAAUGGCCUGAAACAGAUGAAACUGCACCGUUGUGUCAAUAUCAUCUUGGUUGGAGACCAUGGCAUGGAGGAAGCUCAUUGUGACCGCACAGAGUUCCUGAGCUCUUACAUGUCCAACACUGAGGACAUCAUCCUAAUUCCUGGCUCACUGGGAAGAAUCCGAGCCCGAAAUCCAAACAACUCUAAAUAUGAUGCAAAAGCAAUUGUAGCAAACCUUACGUGUAAAAAGCCAGAUCAGCACUUCAAACCAUACUUGAAGCAGCAUCUUCCCAAACGUUUGCAUUAUGCCAACAACCACAGAAUUGAGGAGGUUCACUUGAUGGUUGAGAGGAAAUGGCACAUAGCACGGAAGUUCCAUGAAUCAAAAAGGAAUCAUGGGAAAUGUGGGUUUGCUGGUGAUCACGGAUAUGACAAUAAAAUCAACAGCAUGCAGACCAUUUUCCUUGGAUAUGGACCAUCUUUCAAAUUCAAGACAAAAAUUCCACCAUUUGAGAAUAUUGAGCUUUAUAAUGUCAUGUGUGAUCUCCUUGGCUUGAAGCUUGCCCCUAAUAAUGGUACCCAUGGUAGCCUUAACCAGCUCUUGAGGGCCCCUGUACACAUACCCAGCAUGCCUGAAGAAGUGUCCAAGCCAAACCCUGCAGGACCAGUCACAGCUCUUAAUGAUGACCUGGGCUGCACCUGUGAAGACAAGAAAUGCCUAAAUCAGGGGUUUUCAAAGAGUUCUCGGAGCCUCCCCAGCACUGCAAAUGGAGUACUCUACAAUUCAUAGUUAUAGGAAUUCCCAACUGGAGGGCAAAACAAAGCUGUCCUCCAAUGAAUGGCAUUCAUUUUUACCAAGUUUGUACUAAGAACUAAUGUAGUUAGACAGUGAUAUUAAAAGACCAAACUCAGUAUAUACUUCAUUGAUGAUGUGAACUAUAUGCAGGUGAACAGAUUCACCCAGAAUAUGAACACAACGCACUAAAUUGCACGUUAAGCAUUUUCGCAUAGAAAACCAUUAUAAAGAAAAUGCCUAAUGUGGCUUAAUACAUUAAGACGUUUGUUCAUAUUCUGGGCUCAUCUGCUUGCCUGUAUAUAAGCUAUAUUUUGAAUUUGAUCAUUUAAUAACUCUUAAUACAUUAAACCAUGUCAUGCAUUUUUCAUGUUAAGUGUUUUAGAAUGUCACAUUUUUUAGUGAUUUUUUAUUGAUAACUGCAGGUGCAGUUUGUUUACAUAUCACAUAAUCAUCAAUGAACUGACUUUAACUUGAAAAAUGACUGCUUACAGUGGCAAACUAUUUUCCUGUUUGCCACUGUAAAGCUGCUCUGACGCU